Coprinopsis cinerea okayama7#130 is the source of this 1560-nucleotide messenger RNA. Its product is annotated as cytochrome P450 pHPah1. The record is from RefSeq and is a predicted model, not a curated record. The coding region runs from base 1 to 1560 and encodes 519 amino acids. Gene Ontology annotation, molecular function: iron ion binding; oxidoreductase activity, acting on paired donors, with incorporation or reduction of molecular oxygen; monooxygenase activity. The transcript is spliced from 12 exons. NCBI's taxonomy places the organism in Eukaryota, Fungi, Basidiomycota, Agaricomycetes, Agaricales, Psathyrellaceae.
AUGACUUCUGAACAUCAUAUCCAACUCGCUCUUCUUCUCUAUGGUUUCGUCGUUGUCGUGUUUCUGUUCCUACGAUAUCGUCUCCGUCCCUCUCACCCGCUUCCACCCUCACCACCUGGCUCCUUUCCGUUGAUUGGCCACAUGCUCAUCCUCCCCCACAAGGACGAAUGGAUCACCUAUCGUCAAUGGGGUGCAGACCUUGAUACAGGCAUUCUUUACAUGAACGUCCUUGGAAAGAAGUUCCUUGUCAUUAAUGACUUCGAAGUUGCAAAGCAAUUGCUAGACUGUCGCUCCUCUCGAUAUUCCGGGCGCCCAUCAUUUGUUAUGGCAAAUGAACUAAUGGGUUGGGACUGGCCAAUGCCCACCCUCUCCUGUAACCAGAAAUGGAAGAAUCAACGACGAAUGUUCGCUAAACAUCUCGGGCCGGCUUCCUUCCACCAACCUCGAAUCCUCGAGUUCGUGCGCGCCACUCUUCCCCGGUUGGUUCGAGAUCCAGAUGGACUCGAGAGUCAUUUCAAGCCGAUGGUAGCGGGAAUUAUCUUCUCGUUGGCCUACGGUAUCCAGACCGGAGAAGCAUCCGUCGACGCCAAUAUCAACCUCGCCCAAGACGCCCUCGAGUGUUUCUUGGAUGCUUCCAAUCCAGGCAAGCAUCUCGUCAACAUGAUUCCCGCUCUCAAGCACCUUCCCGAAUGGCUUCCCGGUUCUAGCCUCCAUCGCGUAGCCAGGCAGGGUCGGGAAACCAUGUACCGACUGCUACACGUUCCCUUUCGUCAAGCUCAGAAAGAAAUUGCGGAAGGAAUCGCACGCCCCUCGCUGGUUUCCAAAGUCUUGGAUGGAAUACAAGACGGAUCGACGUAUGGAGACCCUGCCGAAGAGACCAUCCAGACCUUGAAGGAGCUCGCGGCCGUACUAUUUUCAGCCGGCUUUGAUACGACAUAUGCAUCGAUCGCGCAUUUCUUCCGGGCGAUGGCGCAGUAUCCCGAUGUGCAGAGGAAGGUUCAAGAAGAGCUAAGCGCCGUGAUCGAGCCUGGGCGCUUACCUGGAUUCGCCGAUGAACCGCGUCUUCCUUACCUUGUAGCCACGAUAAAAGAAGUCACCAGAUGCUACCCUGUAUCAAGCACAGGCAUCCCGCACAUGUGCACAGAUGAUGACGUCUUUGAAGGAUACAUAAUCCCUAAACACACCGUUAUCCUUCCGAACUUGAGAAUGAUGAUGGCCGAUCCAAUUGCGUAUCCCGACCCGGAGCAGUUUCGCCCAGAGCGCUUUUUGCUUCCUUCCGGGCAGCUAAAUCCACACGUCCGAGAUCCCUACAGUAUUGCUUUUGGCUUUGGUAAAAGGCUAUCGAAUGGCACACUCAACGCUGUUCAUCACUGCAGCGACUGUAUUGUCGUUGUUCGAAAUGAAAAGCCAGAAAACUUCAAGGUCAUUACCGACGACCUCAAACAGAAAUCCGGAUCUGAAAGGCUGCAUCAUUUCGCGGCGCUGACGGCGAAACGAACUGAUCCCGUUCUAGUUUCCUUUUCCGUUCUACUCUGUAUGCGUUCUACUCUGGAUGAAUAA